This is a messenger RNA of Striga asiatica, 879 nucleotides long. The record is from the annotation of a GenBank genome assembly. Lineage: Eukaryota; Viridiplantae; Streptophyta; Magnoliopsida; Lamiales; Orobanchaceae.
AUGUCAACUUUCCAAAUGAGAAGCUUACUCUAUCAUCCUCCUCCUCCAUUCUCUUUCUCCCAAAUUUCGUCGUCUUCUUCCUCUCCACUCUUUUUGGGAAACAAUCUUCAACAGCCCAUUAAUUUCUACCCAUCAUUAUCACGCAGCUCUAGCUCUAACUUUUCCAAGAUUUUCUCCCCUGCAAAAUUUAAUGAAAGAAAGACCAGAUCUUUGAGGGACUCAAGAAUCUUCAGAUUCAGUUGUUCUGCAGAAUCAGCAAAGGCUUCUGAAGUAGUGGUGAAAGAGAAAAGUGUUUCUGUUAUUCUGCUUGCAGGAGGGAAGGGCAAAAGAAUGGGGGCAACCAUGCCAAAGCAGUAUCUUCCACUUCUAGGGCAACCGAUUGCUUUAUACAGUUUCUACACUUUCUCAAAGAUGCCUGAAGUGAAGGAAAUUGUAGUUGUAUGUGAUCCUUCUUAUCAAGACAUUUUUGAAGACGCCAAACAGAAUAUCCUUGUGGCGCUCAAAUUUGCGUUACCCGGAAAGGAGAGACAAGAUUCUGCGGUUGAUCCAAAUUCUGAACUAGUCUGCAUACAUGACUCUGCAAGACCUCUGGUGUUAGCUGGAGACGUAGCAAAGGUUCUAGAAGAUGGUAGCCGUAUUGGUGCAGCUGUGCUAGGUGUUCCUGCUAAAGCCACAAUCAAAGAGGUUAUCAAGCCUGGCUUGCUUAAGAAAGGCUUUGAACUUGUUAAUAGGGAAGGACUUGAAGUCACAGAUGAUGUGUCGAUCGUGGAGCACCUUAGACAUCCCGUGUACAUUACUGAAGGAUCUUACACCAACAUUAAGGUUACCACCCCGGAUGAUUUAUUACUCGCUGAGAGAAUAUUGAACCCUGUGGCAUAA